Messenger RNA from Dovyalis caffra, 1653 nucleotides. The record is from the annotation of a GenBank genome assembly. Lineage: Eukaryota; Viridiplantae; Streptophyta; Magnoliopsida; Malpighiales; Salicaceae.
AUGGCCAAGCAACUCUACGGCUACGGUGCCACCGCGACAACGACGUCGGCUUCCCGUUCUCUAACAGAUUCAGUUUUAGCCCGAUACUUAGGCACCGGCUCGGACCCUAUAUCUUCGGAUUCUUCGAAGUACUCGGCGAGUUCCUCCAUGUAUCUAACACAGAGCGAAACCGCACUCAGAUACUCGGUCGACAGAGGCAUUUCCUCGGCGGUUGCUGCUGCAACUUCGCCGCAUUUUUCAUCUUGGCCACCGCCGCCUGGUGUUGAUGCUCCUUCCUCCGUUGAUUCGCUUGUUUCUGGCCUUAAACGCACUCCUGAAGUGCUAAUGACGCAUCCGUGUGUGCUCUAUCAUCCGACUCUUUUGGGUUCCCAUAGCACAAUUGGGCAAAGUGAAGAUUGGUAUUCUACCAAUGCUUUAGCUAAGCGUGCUAGAUUCGAGACUACAAGCCAUUUUCCUAUAUAUCCACAGAGGCCCGGGGAGAAGGAUUGUGCCCACUAUAUGCUCACUCGAACCUGUAAAUUUGGAGAUACCUGCAAGUUUGACCAUCCUGUUUGGGUUCCAGAGGGUGGAAUCCCAGAUUGGAAAGAGGUUCCCCUUAUUUUGACAAGUGAAACUUUUCCUGAGAGGCCAGGAGAGCCUGAUUGUCCAUACUUUCUAAAAACUCAAAGGUGCAAGUAUGGUUUGAACUGCAAGUUUAAUCAUCCAAAAGAAAACUUGUCUUUGGGCGCUUCAGAAAACGCCGAAGUUUCUGCUUUGCCUGAGAGGCCUUCUGAGCCUCCAUGUGCAUUUUAUAUGAAGACUGGGAAAUGCAAAUUUGGCACAAGCUGCAAAUUCCAUCACCCAAAAGAUAUCCAGAUACCCUUGGCAGGACUAGGGAAUGAUAAUGGACCGCAAACUGACUCUGUGUUUAAGAAUGAGGGAAUAACUGGAGAUUUCAAUAUGAUAAAGGCUCCCGUGUCAGUUAGCCCAGCCCUCCUAUACAACUCCAAAGGACUUCCAGUAAGACCGGGUGAAGUGGAUUGUCCCUUCUACCUCAAAACUGGCAGUUGUAAGUAUGGUGCCACUUGCCGCUAUAAUCAUCCUGAGAGGACAGCGAUCAAUCCACCUGCUGCUGCGAUAGGCCAUCCAAUUGUAGCUCCUUCUGUGGCAAAUCUGAACUUUGGAGUUUUCAAUCCAGCUGCCUCCAUAUAUCAAACUAUUGACCCCAGAAUGUCGACGUUGGUGUAUUCAAUUAUGGUGACUUUUACUAAUGCUGCUACCACUGUUUCUCCUGAGAAAUCUCUUGGCAUUCUUAUGGUUACAGAAAUUAUGCUGGGAGCGGGACCAACCUUCUACCCUCAACGACCUGGACAGACAGAAUGUGAUUUCUACAUGAAGACUGGUGAGUGUAAGUUCGGGGAGAGAUGCAAGUUUCAUCACCCUAUUGAUCGCUCUGUACCAACAGAAAAGCAAACUCAACAACAGAGUGUUAAGCUCACUCUUGCAGGAUUGCCUAGGAGAGAGGGUGCGGUUAACUGUCCAUACUAUAUGAAGACUGGCACAUGCAAGUAUGGUGCAACAUGCAGAUUUGACCACCCGCCUCCUGGGGAGGUCAUGGCCAUUGCCACAUCUCUUGGUGCAGAAGCGCUAGGAACUGAGGCUGGAACUGCCUAA